AUCGCAACUAAACCAUCUGCCUCGAAACCCUAGAUCUAGGAUAAACUGGGAAUACCACACGCAGCUCAAUCCACAGUUGUAUAUUUUGCUAAUUUCGAUAUUUUGCGUAACUGGGGGUUUCAUUCGUCUUCCGGUCGUGGGCAACUCGGCCCUUGCUCUGCCUCACGAGUGCGAUCAGAGUCUCAACCAAAAAGCGGCCUCUGCAAAGGCGCAACCGCAAAGAUGGAUGGCGACGACGAGCUCAUGGCCAAAGUCUACCGCAAGAUCGAGCGGGAGAAGGCCCUUAUCAAUGCCGCUACAAACAUGCGCCAGUCGACCGAUAAUCCUCUCGUGCAGCAACGAGUCGAUGCGAAUAUCCGUGAUGGCAGGAAGAAUAUCGCAUAUUUAGAGGAGAAGAUGCGGGAACUGCAACUGCGAAAGAUGGGUCGUGAAGCCGGUCAACAGCCUGGCUCGCCAACUCAGCAACGGCAUUCCGGGGGAGCGCCACCGCCUCCUCCAAAGGAUGGCGGACAUUAUUGUUCUGAUAUCGGUUACGCUCAGGAAGGUUCAGGUUCAAUGCCAUCUCAAGCCCCCUUCCAUGACCCUAGACCAGGAGGCCCAAUCCCGAAGGCUAGACCAAACUUUAGCAAGCUAGACUUAAUCAAAUACGACACUCCUUACCUUGGUCCCAAAAUCCAACUCAUGUUAUCCCAAUUAGAAUUCAAGCUAAGCGUCGAGAAACAGUAUAAAGCUGGUAUAGAAAAGAUGGUUCGCUUAUAUCAAGAUGAAGGGGACAGAAAAAGCCGAGCUGAUGCUGAGGGAAGACGUGUUGAGAGCAAUCAGAAAAUCCAGCUUCUAAAGCAAGCUCUGAAGCGAUAUGAAGACCUGCAUGUGGAUAUUGAAAGUGCAGACCAUCCCGAUGAUGAAAGUUUGAGCUCCCCAAACAUUCGUAAACCGCUUACGGGCCAUUUGACCAUGCGCAUCCACGCAGUGAGGGAUGUAGAUCAUGCUGCUGGCUCGCGAUUCUCCAGGGGACCUGAAACAUUCGUCAUCAUGAAAGUCGAAGAUGCAAUCAAAGCGAAGACGAAGGCUACGCGCAACGACAAGUGGGCAGAAGAGACCUUCAAUGUUGACAUUGACAAGGCCAACGAGAUAGAACUCACUGUAUAUGAUAAAAGUGGAGAUCGCCCUACCCCUAUCGGCAUGCUCUGGAUUCGACUCUCCGAUAUUGCCGAAGAAAUGCGUCGUAAGAAAAUCGAAACCGAGUUUAAUACGUCAGGAUGGGUUUCGGCAGAUAAGAUGGAACAUGGAGCUGCAAGAACUGAAUCUCAUUUCCAAGUCAACGCUCCUCAACACCCCCAACAUGACCAGGCUAGCCAACCUGGACCAGGCGCCACAGUGAUGAUUGACUCUUGGUUCGCCUUGGAGCCAGUCGGUAGGAUCCAUCUUACGAUGAGCUUUGCCAAGCAAUUGAAGGAUCGCAGACCUUUCGAUAUUGGUCUUAACCGACAAGGAGCCGUUCGCCAGAAGAAGGAAGAAGUUCACGAAAAACAAGGGCACAAAUUCGUUACACAGCAGUUUUAUAACAUUAUGCGUUGUGCGCUUUGCGGUGAUUUCUUGAAGUACGCCGCUGGUAUGCAGUGCUCAGAUUGCAAAUACACUUGUCAUAAGAAAUGCUACCCCAAGGUGGUCACGAAGUGUAUCAGCAAAGCCAAUUACGAGACCGAUCCCGAUGAGGAGAAAAUUAAUCACCGCAUCCCACAUAGAUUUGAGUUUUACUCUAAUAUCUCGGCCAAUUGGUGCUGUCAUUGCGGAUACUUACUGCCCUUUGGCCGGAAGAAUUCGAAGAAAUGCUCAGAAUGUGGGCUCACUUGCCACGCUCAAUGCGCACAUCUCGUGCCUGAUUUUUGUGGCAUGUCAAUGGAGGUAGCCAACAAAAUCCUCGAGACUCUCCAUAAGACCAAGAACUAUAACAGGGCUGGAGGUGCCAUGGCUGCCAAAACACUUCGUCGUGGUGAUAAACAACCCGCUCCUGAGACACAGAAACCUACAGAUGCCUUUGGUCCACAAAAACCUAUAUCCGCCGACGCUGUCAGUGCCGCGCAUUUGUCUUACACGGCGCCCCAGUCUGGACCAGCUGGUAGACCAAGCGCACCUCCGACAAAUACUGCGGCUGCGGCUGCAGCUGCAGCUGCUGGUAUGCGACCUCCGUCUCAACAAGGAAUCCCCUAUGACCGAAAUUCCACAGACUAUACCAAUAAUAGACCUCCUUAUAUUGAGACUCAGACACAACCAAAGCCACCACCUCAUGCCCAUUAUGAUCCAAGUGCAUAUGCAAGCAUAGAUACAUACUCGCAACCACCUCAGCUUCCUCCAAUUCUAGUAUCGCAACAGGUACCCCAUCAUUACGGUAUGCAACAGCAAACUCCAAUUGCUACCCAGGCGCCUCAGGUAUCGCUGCCUACAAAAGAGCAAAUGCAGGCACCCGUCCCAAUUCAGCAACCACCGAAGCGAGUUGGUUUGGAUCACUUCAACUUCCUUGCUGUGCUCGGAAAAGGAAACUUUGGGAAGGUCAUGCUCGCAGAGACUAAAACGACCAGGAAACUCUAUGCUAUCAAGGUCUUGAAGAAAGAGUUUAUCAUUGAGAACGAUGAAGUUGAAAGUACGAAGUCUGAGAAACGAGUCUUCUUGAUUGCAAAUAAAGAGCGACACCCGUUUCUUCUGAACCUACACGCAUGCUUCCAGACUGAGACCCGUGUCUAUUUCGUCAUGGAAUAUAUCAGUGGUGGUGAUUUGAUGUUGCAUAUUCAGCGCGGCCAGUUUGGUUUAAAGCGAGCACAGUUUUAUGCUGCCGAGGUUUGCCUGGCGUUGAAAUACUUCCACGAGAACGGCGUCAUUUAUCGCGACUUGAAACUCGAUAAUAUCUUACUCACUCUUGAUGGUCACAUUAAGAUUGGCGAUUAUGGUCUUUGUAAGGAGGAUAUGUGGUAUGGUUCCACCACUAGUACAUUCUGCGGCACUCCGGAAUUUAUGGCGCCUGAGAUCCUGUUGGACAAGAAAUACGGACGUGCAGUCGACUGGUGGGCGUUCGGUGUCCUCAUUUAUCAAAUGCUUCUUCAGCAGUCUCCUUUCCGCGGAGAGGAUGAAGACGAGAUUUAUGAUGCCAUUCUGGCCGAUGAGCCUCUGUAUCCGAUCCAUAUGCCUCGUGACUCGGUUUCCAUCUUGCAAAAACUGUUAACCCGGGAGCCAGAAUUGCGGCUCGGCUCUGGCCCUACCGAUGCACAGGAGAUCAUGUCUCAUGCAUUCUUCCGAAAUAUCAAUUGGGAGGAUAUCUACCAUAAACGGGUCUCACCGCCGUUCUUCCCAACAAUUACCAGCCCGACUGAUACAAGCAAUUUCGAUCAAGAAUUUACAAGCGUGACUCCCGUUCUUACCCCUGUGCAAUCUGUCCUUUCUCAGGCCAUGCAAGAGGAGUUCCGUGGAUUCUCGUAUUUUGCAGACUUCGUAUGAUUUCCUACUUGCAAAUAAUUGAUUCAGACUACUACGUCAUAUUCUGCUUGCAUGAGAGUUUUGUCCUCUUUUUCUUUUUUUUCCUUCAAACGGAUUUGACGGGUUUACGAUGAUGUAAUUCCACAUACUUAAUGUGUCACAAAAAUGCAGCAGGUCGGAUAACAAGCAGAAGAAAGCAAGUGUGAUUCUACUAUUUUUACCAACGGAAAGUUUGGGAGGUCAGGUCUCUAUAUCGUUUCCGCCCUUUCUAAGGUUAUCCCAACGCUCUCCUCGGGUUCUAUUGUUUUUCCGUCCUUUUGGCGCUAAAUCCGUUAACAGUGCUUCGUAUAACAUCAGUAAUUUUCCCCCAAUAGCCUCGCCAAUAGAACUUAUUUCAAUCUUCA
Messenger RNA from Coccidioides posadasii C735 delta SOWgp, 3872 nucleotides. The record is from RefSeq and is a predicted model, not a curated record. NCBI's taxonomy places the organism in Eukaryota, Fungi, Ascomycota, Eurotiomycetes, Onygenales, Onygenaceae.